AUGUCUGGGGUCUGUUGCAAGUAUGCAUGUGCACUCCUCCAUGUGUCUGCAGCUUCCAUCUCCAACAUAUCCACCAAGGAUCUGCUUCCCAGUGAUGUUCAAGACCAGCAACAUGGGGAUUCACCGUUUCUUCACUUAAGAGCCAGUCUGCCUUCUUAUUCACAGCCAUACACCUUUGUAACCACUGCAGAGGACUUCCCCUACAUGCCCAAACCCAGGCAUUACCGCUCCUUGCGCCUACUUUGUAUCCUCGGAUCUUCUUUUGACCCAUUCUGGAUGUCUAUCGAUCAGCCAUCCGAAGGCUCUGGGGUCUGCACAGGCAAAGGUAACUGUGAUGAUGUGGCAAGACGUGACUCCCUCCCUGUGAAAGUAAAUGUUGCCGCUUCCAGAGAGGACUUCAUCCUCAGUGCUUCUGCAGUGCUGAGUAAGGCUAGAGAAAACCAGAGGCAGGGGUUGGCGAGGGAAGCUACAGAUGUGGACCUCAGUUCUCUGCCUCCAGAUGUUGCCAGUUCAGUAAGAAGCUGGCUGGUGCGCUCAGCCACAUGCAAAUUGCGUUCCCAGUGGGUGGAUCUGGGACCGGCGUUCUGGCCACGCUGGCUACGGCAGACUGACUGUGACAAGUCAGAUGGAGUGCAAAGUUGCUCCUUUCCCAGUGGCAUGGUGUGCGUGAGAGCUCAGACAACACACAUUAGGAUUUUGGCUUGGCAUUGUUUGAAAGUGAGAGAUGAUGAGUCCGAGCAGCUCAAGAGUGAAAUAUCUGACAUUAGCAUGUUGCUGGGAAUUAGUGAAGAAAUUAGGAAAUGUCUAUGGAGGCCGCUGCCUUAUCCUGUGGUCACAGCUUGUACAUGUAAAUGAUUGCUUUACUCUGUAGUGCUUAAGUUGCUCUUAGAAAUUCAAUGUCUCGGCAUCAAUUGAUU
Hippocampus zosterae (dwarf seahorse) is the source of this 917-nucleotide messenger RNA. Its product is annotated as noggin-like. Gene Ontology annotation, biological process: negative regulation of BMP signaling pathway; dorsal/ventral pattern formation; osteoblast differentiation. The record is from RefSeq and is a predicted model, not a curated record. NCBI's taxonomy places the organism in Eukaryota, Metazoa, Chordata, Actinopteri, Syngnathiformes, Syngnathidae.